Messenger RNA from Pleurotus ostreatus (oyster mushroom), 3306 nucleotides. RefSeq lists its product as uncharacterized. The coding region runs from base 1 to 3306 and encodes 1101 amino acids. Lineage: Eukaryota; Fungi; Basidiomycota; Agaricomycetes; Agaricales; Pleurotaceae. The transcript is spliced from 7 exons. Gene Ontology annotation, molecular function: zinc ion binding; sequence-specific DNA binding. Gene Ontology annotation, biological process: regulation of DNA-templated transcription. The record is from RefSeq and is a predicted model, not a curated record.
AUGGCCUCUGCGCGACAUCAACAAUACUCCCUGCCGCCGUUGAGGUCGCUCAAUUUCCCCCGGUCGACUCACAGGGACGACCAAGGAAUAGACGGCGCAGUAUCGGCAGAACCACAAAGUGCGACACAACAACACGAACACGCCCGCCUUCGCCAUCAGCAGCCAUGGGCGCGUUCGGGCCAUGUUCAACAACCACAGGCAGCGCCAGUGCACCAAGGGCACCCUCAUCAACAGCAGACACCACCACUGUCCGCAGGCCACGAAGUCAACAACCGUGGUAUGGAAUAUACAUCGAGGCACGACGGAGCAGGCUAUGUGACACCAGGCAUGCCGCUGUCGGCCCAAUUAGCACCAUCAACGAAUUCUUUGACUAGUGUAAGCGCAGGUGCGCGUGGUGAGGAUGCGUCUCACCUGCAACCUCCGAAUUCGAGAAAAAGAGAAAGUGCCCAUCGUCCUGCGCGACAAACACACCCUUCUUACUCCCAUCCGCCGCCAUACCCUACCUAUGCAACCCAACAGGGGACCGCUCCGACGAGUCCAGUGUAUCAGACGCAGCCCUCGAUGCCUCCACCGCCACCUCAGCGAGGCCCUCCCGCCGGCAGUAUCCAUGCUGGGUCUCCCAUGCAGGACCAGAUACCACCACAACCUAGCCCAGUGACUCCAACGCACCCUGGUUACGGUGGAUAUUCGCAUCCGUACAUGCAUCAAGCCAGGCCGACCAGUGUGCACUCUCAACAUUCUCCUCCCCACCAACCUCCCGCAAACCCGUAUCCUUCUCCAGCUCCGCCUGCGUCUACCCUCCCGUCCCAAAAUUCUUGGGAACAUCAUCCGCGGGGGAACAGUAAUCAUCAUCAACCCCAGCAACAUCAACAGCACCCUCCUCAACAACCAUAUGCUCAUCAUCCACAGCCUGUCUCUCAACCACAGCCCUCUCAUCAUCAACAGCAGCGUCCUCCCCAGACGGUACAUCACGCCCACCAACAGCAGGGAGUUCACUCGCAGCCAAAUGGACAACACCAGCAUGCCUCUCAAAUGCAACAUUCUUCCCAUAAUCAACAUUACCCGCCUCCCGUGCAGUCACGGCAGCCUCCACAGCAGCCUCCAUUGCAUUCGGCCAUGCACCAUUUAGCAUCUUCCCAGAACCGCCCGCAUUCGCCCCAGACGCCCCAGUCUGCUCUGCCGACUUCCUCUCAGCAGCCUCAAGCUCCCUUGACUCCUCAGUCAGCGUAUCCUUCCCCGCAUGUCCAGUACCCCCCUCACCAGUCCCAGCACCAAUCUCAAACGGUUCCGUCGCAUCAUACCCAGGCGCCUCUUCCUCCCAACAAUCAGAAUCAAAGUAUACCUCCCGGACAACAUCUGCACCAACAUUCCAACUUUUCCCGAUCGCAACCCUCCCCUCGCCCUCCUCAACAAGUUCAUGCUCCUCCUCCUCCUCCUCAACACCACCCGCCUAUUCAGCAGCAACAGCAACAGCAACCGGCUCCUCAGACCCGGGUGUAUCCUGUUGAGGGUCAUAGCGAACAAACCUACCAACAGCAGCCUUACUCGCAAUUUCAAUCAACGUCUCAGCCACCCUCGCAGCAUGUACAGCAAAUGGCACCUCCACCCCCUCAGCGGCACCAGCCCGUAGUACAUCGUCAAGCGCCCCCUCCCAGCGCACCCCCCACUCACGCAUCUCACCCUGCCCACCCAUCCCAUGCACCGAAUCCUCCUCAUCCUCCACAACCAUCUACUAAUCCUGCACAUUCGUUUCACCCGUCACAGGCACCGCAUGCUUCCGGCAUCCACCAACCCUCUCAUCCUCCUCAAGCCCCACAUCUCCCGCAUCCCUCUCAAUCCUCACAUCCAUCUCAACCGUCUCAUUCAUCACAGCCAUCUCAACCGUCACAACCUUCUCAUGCCUCUCACCCUUCUCAUCCAUCUCAAAGCCCUCACCCAUCCCAACAUUUCCAGCAUCCGCCCCAGCAGCCUCCGCAACACCCACCUCAUCAACAGCAACCCGCCCAUCAACCACCCCCAACACACGUCCAGCAUCAUACCCCCGCUCCUCCACCUCAACAUCACCAACCCCUUCAAUACCAACAGCAUGCACCAAGCCAAGAACUUCAACCCAUGGUUUCUCUCCCACCACCGGCCGCAUCGCCCGAACCCGUAGCUCCCGCACAACCUCCUCCACAACCGGCCUCGUUCAGCCGUACUACGGCGCUUGUACCCACAAGUGUAGACCCUCGCGCCCCUCAGUUUACGUCCAGCGAUCCGGAGAAAUCAUCCGUACGAGACAGCACAAUGGCUGAGAUCCUCAAACACUGCCACAUUUUGUAUGAUUUUGCGGCACGUUAUGCUCAGCUCACUGCGAGUCUUCCACACUCUCAGCCGUCGCCAGAGGAAUGCAACGAUAUGACUCGGCGAGCGAAGGAAGUUGUACGCCUGUUGGAAGUUCUUCGGCGCAUGGGCAUGCCCGAGGCGGAUAGGAUCAAGAUGGACAGUGCUUCCGUGAAUUCUGCGGCAACAGAGGACCAUCGCCCUCCGAAGCGCCCUUGGGAAGACAUUCAAGGUGGCCCUGGAGAAUCCUCGUUCUCCGAAUUCCCAGCUGCGGGUGAUAAGGAACAAACAGCAGCAGAGAAGGAUAUGGAAAUCAUUCGCACGAAGCGCGCAACGAGUACGGCAGGGGGUAAUGCGACAGCAGGCCAGCCCAAGAGCAAAUAUCGGAAGAGAAGCCGUGCAACACCACCUGGCAAGUGUCAUUCUUGCAACAUCCGAGAAACCCCUGAAUGGCGGCGCGGACCUGAUGGUGCCAGGACACUGUGCAAUGCAUGUGGUCUACAUUAUGCCAAGCUCAUGCGGAAACGUGAGAAGCAGCAUGGUAACAAUCCUGAUGCGCCUCGCAUCGACAUGGAGACCUUGAGGGCGUCGGCUCGUGCGGCUGAUAUCGGCGGGGAGAAACAGUCCUCACGUCCCUCUAAGCAGCAUGGGAAUCAAUCGAAUGAAAACGAGUCCAGUGAAAGUAAACAUCAACCAGGAGGCGCUCAACCCCAUCAACAGCCCCAUCACCAAGGAUCGUUCCAAGUUAUGCAAGUAACGACGCCCACUGACAUGGCAGUUCGGAUGCAAACCGACCAUGUGGCGGCCCAACAAUCCCUGCCAACACCCGCAAGUGCAACCACCUUGCCCCCUCCUCCACCAUGGGCAACUGCUCCUUCUUCCAGCCGCGGAUAUCCUCUUCAAGACCAGAUGCAACACCAACAACACCAGUCUUUCUUGAGAACGUCUGACCAUGGAUCCUCGAACCAUACAUCCCCCCGCUAA